Messenger RNA from Rhizophagus irregularis DAOM 181602=DAOM 197198, 1744 nucleotides. The record is from RefSeq and is a predicted model, not a curated record. NCBI's taxonomy places the organism in Eukaryota, Fungi, Glomeromycota, Glomeromycetes, Glomerales, Glomeraceae.
AAAAAAAAAAAUCAUCCUUUUUAUUUUUUUUGCUUACAAUAUGACAUGUUCAAAAAUAUUUUCAGGAGAUUUACCUGAAUUAACAACUGAAAUUAUACAAUAUUUUCGAAAUGAUUUUUCAACAUUAUAUACAUGUAUUUUAGUUAACAGAUUAUGGUGUCGUUUAGCAAUACGAUUAUUAUGGGAAAAUCCAUUUUCAAAUCCUACUAGACAUAAUGAUUUUAUUAAUCUUUUCUUACAUAAUUUAACUGAAGAUAAUAAAACAAAAUUAAACAACGAAUAUGGAAUUAAUAAUAAUUUAUUCCCUUCAAAUACAUUAUUUAAUUAUCCUAGUUUUAUUAAAUGUUUAAAUAUUCAGAAAUUUCUUUGGUCAAUUAAAAAAUGGGUUGCAAAUAUUAAAAAUUUAACUGAUAAACAAAGAUAUUUAUUAUCUUCACAAUAUAUUAACCCAAAUUUAUUUAAAAUAUUUAUUAAUAAUGAAGUAAAUUUACAUACUUUUGAAGUAAUAUUAAAUAAUGAAUGUUGUAAUUAUUUUGACCUUUCUUUUGAAUUAAUCCAACAAAAUCCUUAUUUUAUUUGUAAUAUUAAAAAUUUUAAACUUUGUUUUGAUGAAAAUGUUGCAAAAAUAACAAAAUUUUAUCCUUUUUUAAAAUUUUUACAUUCAAAUUGUAAUUCAAUUUCUUCACUUAAUAUUAAUAUCAAAUUAUUCUUUUAUAAUAAUAAUAAUUCUGAUGUUGGUAUUACUUUAUUAAGUGAAGAACAUUUACCAAAAAUAAUUAAUUCACAAAAAAAUUUAAGAAAAAUUUCAUUUGAAGGAUGUAUUAAUUUUCCCUUUGAAGAACAUUUACCAAAAAUAAUUAAUUCACAAAAAAAUUUAAGAAAAAUUUCAUUUGAAGGAUGUAUUAAUUUUCCCUUGUAUCAUUCAUUAUUAUCAUUAAAAAAUUCAAACUGUUCAAAUACUUUAAAUACCAUCAUUUUUCAUCAUAUUAAUUUUAAAGAUAUAACUAAUAUUUUAAUUGAAGUGUUUGAACAAUUAAAUGUUUUGGAAUCUAUUCAUAUCAUUUAUUGUUCUUUAGAUUCUGAUUUUGUUGAAAAAAUUAUUAAUGUCACUAAACCAUUCAAAUUGAAAUCUUUAUUUAUAAGUGGUAAUUUACAAAUUGAACCAAUAGAAUCUUUGUUACAAAAAUCUGGUGGUUAUUUAGAAAAUUUUGGUUCUGGAAGUGAAUCAAAUCAAUUAUUUAAGUUAAUUAUGAAAUAUUGUCCUAAAAUUAAAUAUUUUGAUUUAUUUGAUCUUGAUAAUUGUCAUGAUAAUAUUACUACAGCAUUCAAUUUAAUUAAAAAUAUUGAAAAUACUCUUAAUUAUCUUUCUAUUGAAAGUGUUGAUAUUGAAUUUAGUUCAAUUGUUUUACAAAAUUUAGGACAAAUGCUUCCUUUUAAAUUAGAAUACUUAAAUUUAUAUCUUAUGUUUAAUAAUAAGGAUUUUGAAUUAUUUUUAAAAAAUUCUAAUAAUAUUUUUAUUAAAAAAUUAUCUAUUAGAAAUGAAAUGCAAGAUGAAGAUAUUUUACCUUAUAUAAAGAAAUAUAUUAUGGAAAAGAAAAGAGUUAAAUAUUUGGCUGUUGAAGUUAAAAAUAAAGAUUUAUUUUCUUUAAAAGAUGAAGUAAAAGAAUUUAAAUUAUAUAAUAUUGAAAUUCAAAAUUAUGAUAAGUUAGCUAUUUAUUAUUGUGAUUUUAUAGGAAUUUAUUAG